Didymella exigua CBS 183.55 is the source of this 4154-nucleotide messenger RNA. Its product is annotated as DNA repair and recombination protein RAD26. Lineage: Eukaryota; Fungi; Ascomycota; Dothideomycetes; Pleosporales; Didymellaceae. Gene Ontology annotation, cellular component: nucleus. The transcript has a single exon. The record is from RefSeq and is a predicted model, not a curated record. Gene Ontology annotation, biological process: transcription-coupled nucleotide-excision repair. The coding region runs from base 230 to 3958 and encodes 1242 amino acids. Gene Ontology annotation, molecular function: ATP-dependent chromatin remodeler activity; ATP binding.
GGCAGUCAUCGCUUUGUUGCAUUUCCGAUCGCAUAAACUGUAGCCUGCUCAUGGCGUUUGUCAGAGAUUCGCUUUCACGAUGAUUACCUAGCCGUGAAGUAAGGCAGGCGCAUGUAGCCUCCCGCCCCUCCCAACACACGCUCGCGCCUCGCAUCGCCACUUUUUCUUUCGCAACGCAUGAAUAUUCGCCGAACCUGAACGGCCGCCUUGUGUAUGAACCGCCUGCAAUAUGACUUCGCCGCCCGACGACGAAACGGCCGCAGCCUCGGCACCCAUAGUUACUGUGACCGGCGCGGAAGACUCGAACGCUGCGAAGGUGGAGAAAACCGCGAUAGUGCUAGACGCACAAAGUGGGGAGGGAGAAAACAAGGUGCCUCCAGACGCCGACGAAGAAACGCGACUCAAGUUUUUGACAACGGGGACCCGGGCGCAAGAUGACCUCGAGCGCGAUAUUGGCCGGCAGGCAGACCAGCUGCUCACUGAGCAAGCUGAUGCCAGAGACAGGAAGCGCAUAGAGAAGGCAGAAGUAGAGGCAAAGCGUGCCGAAGCUGCGAUCCAGAAGCUGCGGAAUCGGCUCUCGUUGCCUGCGGUGGACACACACAAGGCCAAGCUGCGAGGUGAGAUUGCAGCGUACCAGCUCAAGAUCGAGGAUCUCGACAAGGAGAUGGACGCCAUACAACAGCGCAUAAACGAGCGACAUGCCGCGCCAGAGAGCGGAGAGAUAACGCAGGACGGUGUAAAUGCCCCUCUGCCAAACGAGAGCCGGCGUGACUUCUUGAUCCGCACCGGUAAGAUUACGCCUUUCUCGAGACUGGCACAGAACCAGACUGGUUCAGGAACAUUAGGCGAAGCCAUGCUUGAUGCCGAGAUGGAGGACAUGGUCGAGGAUGAUACUACUACCGGUCCAACUUCGCAUCGAAAUUUGAUGAAGCCUGGCUUCCAGGACGUUGAUACCAGCUCGGAAGAGCCAAGCCGACAGUCGACCACACGCGCUCGGAAACGACAGAAGAUCAAACCCUCGAGCCAUGCGGUGGGAUCACGAGCGUCCAGCGCAGACCCCGGCACAGCUGAUGCUGACAGCGAUGACGCUUUCGAUCCGCGCAUGUCUGCACGGCAGCUUGCUACUUUGGAUGACUCCGAAGAGGGCUCAGAUGUAGCUAUCGAUGAUGACGAUGACGACUUCGGUGCAAGCGCUGGUCGCAGGCGCAAAGCCAAGGGGAAGACGUCGAAGAAGGCAAGAGCUGUGUCUGCGUCUGAGGCUGAGGUUGAAGAGGACCUGACAGGAGUGGAUGACGGCAACGAGAAGGUGUUUCGUCAGCGCAUCGACAAGUGGUCGAACAAUCGCGCUGCAGCGAGGAAGCGAGCGAGAGAACGAGAUCGUGACACCACAGUCGAAGAUGAGCCGGAAGAGGAGUGGUUCCAACCUCAUCCCACAGAAGCUGAUACUAUUCUUGAAGGCGGCUUUCGCAUACCUGGAGACAUCUACCCAGCCCUGUUCCCCUACCAGAAAACAGGCGUACAGUGGCUUUGGGAGCUGUUUCAGCAGAACGUUGGUGGCAUCAUCGGUGACGAAAUGGGAUUGGGUAAAACCAUCCAAGCCAUUUCUUUUGUCGCUGGCCUACAUUACUCCAAGCGCCUCACCAAGCCUGUGAUAGUGGUGUGUCCAGCAACGGUCAUGAAGCAGUGGGUCAGUGAGUUCCACCGCUGGUGGCCAGCUCUGCGUGUCUCUAUUCUGCAUACGUCAGGCAGUGGCAUGCUGAACACUCAGCGAGAGGACCGCUACGAACGGGAGAUGGAGUUGCGCAGCUACGGUGACUACGACAACACCUUGACCGGAGCUGGCAAGGCAGCUAAGAAAAUCAUCGAGAAAGUCAAGCGAGACGGUCAUGUCCUGGUCACAACCUACUCUGGCCUGCAGACCUAUUCAGAGUUCUUGACAGCAGCCGAGUGGGAAUGCGCCAUUCUCGAUGAAGGGCACAAGAUCCGCAACCCAAACACAGCUAUUACGAUCCAUUGCAAGGAGCUUCGAACACCGAAUCGCAUCAUCCUGUCAGGUACGCCUAUGCAGAACAACCUCAGUGAGCUCUGGUCUCUAUUCGACUUCGUGUUCCCGAUGCGCUUGGGAACCUUGAUCAACUUCAGGAAUCAGUUCGAGUUCCCUAUCAAGCGCGGUGGAUAUGCCAAUGCCUCGAAUCUCGAAUUCGAAACGGCUAUACAGUGCGCGGAAACUUUAAAAGAUGCUAUUAGCCCGUACUUGCUGCAGCGUUUCAAGGUGGACGUAGCGACCGACCUGCCACAAAAGAAGGAGCAGGUGCUGUUUUGUAAGCUGACGAAGCAACAGCGGCAGGCCUAUGAAGGUUUCCUGCAGUCAGAAGACAUGAAGUCUAUCGCCUCGGGAAAGCGACAGAUGUUGUAUGGUGUUGACCUUCUGCGAAAAAUUUGCAACCAUCCAGACCUGACUGAGCACAAGACUCUGUCGAAACAGCCUGGCUAUGACUAUGGUGCACCAAACAGGUCCGGGAAGAUGCAAGUCGUGAAGGAAUUACUAUCGCUAUGGAGGAAAGGCGGCCACAAGACGCUGCUCUUUGCCCAGCACCGCAUCAUGCUCGACAUCUUGCAGAAGUUCCUCGAUCACCUGCCUGACAUCAACUACCGUCGUAUGGAUGGCGAGACGCCUAUCAAAUAUCGACAAGAUCUUGUCGACGAAUUCAAUAAGAGUCCAGACCUUCACGUCUUCUUGUUGACGACUAAAGUUGGAGGCCUCGGUGUCAAUCUCACAGGUGCCAACCGCGUCAUCAUCUACGAUCCUGACUGGAACCCGUCCACUGAUAUUCAAGCAAGAGAGCGUUCGUGGCGUCUCGGUCAGAAACGCGAGGUUGAGAUCUACCGCCUCAUGUCCGCAGGUACUAUCGAGGAGAAAAUCUAUCAUCGCCAGAUCUUCAAGCAGUUUUUAACAAACAAGGUGCUCAAGGACCCAAAACAGCGCCAGACAUUCCAAAUGAGCGACUUGCACGAUCUCUUCACCUUAGGAGGUGAAGCUGCAGACGGAGAAACAGAGACAGGCAACCUCUUCCGUGGGUCGGAAGUCAAGUUCGACGAAGACGGCAGCUCAGCAGCCCCAGAUGCCACUACAUGUCAAGAUCUUGCAGCCGUCAAGGGAAUUGCCCACGCUGAAGCCUUACAAGUACCUGUCUCCGAUACAGAAGAUGGCACACGAAGCGCCGGCGAGAGCACAGAGACAGAGACACUCACCUCAGACGGUCGUCUCAUGUCUACCAUUUUUGCAAAAACUGGCGUGCACUCUGUCCUCGAGCACGACGCAAUCGUGAACUCGACAGCGGGCGGCCGGAAGCGCAAAGUGCAAGCAGACCCCGCCUUCGUCCAGCGCGAGGCGCGACGACAAGCCGCGCUCGCCGCGGAGCAACUCAAGAAGAGCAUGGAAGAAGCCCGCGCCGUGCCCGCCGGGGUACCAACAUGGACAGGCACAUACGGCGAAGCCGGACGCCCUUCUGAUCCCCCUCGCACAUCAUCCACUCGCGGCGGACGCGGCGGACGAGGCGGCAGCACACUCAGCCGCGGCCAGCCCUCUUCCUCAUCUAUCCUCUCCAACCUCGCCGCGCGCCAGGGCCGCCCCGUCUCCACGUCCACGGGCGCAUCGACACCGGCGAGCUCAUCGCGGGCCUCGACGCCGUCAGCGACCACGCCGGGCUCGUUCCGCGGCCGCAGGAUGCUCGAGAUGAUCCGCGAUUUCAUGAUGACGCAUGGCGGCAGUGUGCCGAGCCAGAUGCUGGUCGAUCAUUUCGAUCACUUUGUGCGCGCGCAGCCCGGCCGCAACGAGGAGUUCAAGGAGAUGCUGAAGACGGUUGCUACGCUGCAGCGGAGCGGGAGUGCGCAGCGUGGACGCUGGGUGUUGAAGGACGAGUGGAAGCCCAGGUCGGGAGGGCGGGGGCCAGGAUAGGUGGGUGGUGCGAGGCUUCCGGGCGGUGUGUGACGAUAGCAGGAGCGAAGCGGGAGCACGAUCGUGCGACUGUCCCGUAGACGCGGUGUUGGGUUUCGCGAUACGGGAGAUAGCACUGCAUUCUUGCCAAGUGCUGGCAUGCAUUCCGAGCAUAGUGUUGACAGACAAUGACAAUCUCAAUCAAACAAACACACAA